AUGACGCGCAUCCGGGCCAGUGCCCGUGGAAAAACAGACGUGGUAGGCGCAGUGGCUCGAGACAUUGACUUCCGCCAUUUGUGGCGUCAGCUUCGCGGGGCCGGAUGGACGUCCAAGCGACCCCGUGGCAUGCAGACUCAAUGGAGGUGUGUGAGUCCUGGUGGUGUUCAUUCGUUUGUUGGUGAGGACGCCGUUGUCGUCCAUGCUAUUGAAUCUGGACUGCUAUACGUUGACGAUGUUGAGAGCGAGGUUGACGCGGUGGGCGAUGGCGUUGAAGCGGCUGAAGUUGUGGCGAUUGGCAAUGAAGGGAGGGCAGAAGCUGAUGCAGAUGAAGACAUCUGUCCAUCCCAGAUUGACACUAGUGCUCAACUCUCACAGAACACACUAAUUGAACUCUUCGGGUCUGAGAGUGACUCAGAGGUUGAUCUCUCGCAGGCCGCUGUGACCAGAGCCUUUGACAUCUCACCUGGUGACCUUCAUGCAGCAGACUCCCAGCGAGAUUGUGAUGCCAACCUACAACUACUAUCAGAAGUGUCAGGGGCUGAGAGCGACGGUGCCCAAGUAGAUGCUGCUGCUGUUGAAGUACGGUAA
Messenger RNA from Phytophthora nicotianae INRA-310, 591 nucleotides. RefSeq lists its product as hypothetical. The record is from RefSeq and is a predicted model, not a curated record. The transcript has a single exon. Bases 1 to 591 code for a protein of 196 amino acids. NCBI's taxonomy places the organism in Eukaryota, Oomycota, Peronosporomycetes, Peronosporales, Peronosporaceae.